UGGGAAUAAUUUUAGAAAAUUUUUUUGCUUCCUCUAGAAUCUCGAAAAGUCUUUGGUCUUUGAUUCUUAUUCUUAUUGUUAAUUAUCUUAAACAUUUGUUUUAUACAAAAAAAGAAUUCAUGUAAUUUGAAAUGCUUAACAAGAUUUAAUUAACUAAAGAAGCUUAAGGUACAAAUAUAAUUUGUAGAAAAUUACUGUGAAAUCAGUAAGUUACUUGAAAUGCCAAGAGAAGAUUGUAUUCAACUUAAGACGAAUGUUAAAUAAUCGUCAUCUCAAUAAUCGUAAACAUUUUUUCAUUAGUUAUGCGCGAUGAAAAAACUACACGACGAAACGACUACUACGGAAUGAUUAUUUUGCAGAAUCGCUGAAGAGCUCUGUUAAGUAUUCUUCUCGAAUCCUAAAGCGAUAGGCAUUAUGUGUAGUGAGAUGGGUGCCCUCAUCCCGUUUUUGUUUGCUUAAUAUGAUUAAAUCAACCUUAACUUCUAGUAAAAGGUCCUUCAAAACUUCAAAAUUGUGAAUUGCAAACGCGUGGCAGCGUUCUUGAAUCUUGCAGCCAUCGUUAUUUCCUCUAACAUAAUCGCCGUUACGGCCGAUUAGAGCGAGUCUAACUACAGGCGAAGAGUAAUGCCAGCUCUAAUGAUGCGGUCUCUAAUGAGUUAGUAAAACGACUUUGCCAUCGCUGAUCUCGCUGAUACACAGUAAGAAUGUUAUGUCCACCCAUAGUGGACACCGAAAGUUUCUCCACCUGUUGCAUCUUCGUCUGCGUUUUUCUACCCCACAAUGAAAUGUUAUCUUUUAAGUAAAUGCAGCAAGACGAAUCAGAGGCUUUUGCUUUCUUUAUUUUCGUUGUGUCAUGGGUGGGUUUCGUUUGCUCAGCUCAUGGGAAAAGUGCUUGCUCGAUAUGCAUUGCGAUAAAUUGAUCGGCCCAAUCAUUAGCAGUGUCGCUGUUACUAGAAAUUCAUUCGACAUAUUCUUAACCUCAAUAGUAAAUAUUGUUAACAAAAUGUCCUUUGAUUUAAUAGCAAGGCAUUCCAGGCAUUCGAGAUGUUCUGCAAACUAGUCAUUUAGCCUUUCUGCCCACUCAGCUUAUGGCUUUUGAAUGACAUUCUUUCUGACUGUUUAUAUAAAAAUGUAGUUCGUCGAAGAAGUCAAUUAUCGUCCUCUUUAAAGCAAUAUAGAGACUUUUGAUUUUUUUUUUUUUUUUUGACAAAACUGCGCGCCUUACGAGAGCAAAUAAAUAAAACAUGUUUGACUUUUCGUUGUUAGGCGAUCGUCAAUUCGCAAGUUCACUGUAUAAAAUGAAAAUCGCCAACAUAAUUGCAGCUAAUGAUUAGAGAAACUGGUUGAACUUGGAUCUGCUAAUAUAAUAACAGCAGCGAAUACUUGAAUAAAUUAAUAUUUUUAUUACAAUCUUAAACUCUCGCGUUUGCAACUAUGCCAGAGUUAGAUGCAAAACCAGUUUAGUAUUCCCAGCUAUUUAAAUGAAUUUCAAGAGAUGUUGAAAGAGAAUUCAAUUUUUAAAGAGAAAGGAUAGCAUGCCGUGCUUAUAAUUUAUGCUGGGUAUCUGAAAAAGAGUCACGUAUUCAUUGCCAAUAGCAUUGUCAAAGUCUUCAGCUACCACAACACAUAAGUGUAUCAUAAUAAUGUGAAAGCUUCGCUAUGCAACAAAAACUGGUUUCGGCUUGUAAGGAGAAACUUUAGUCAGUUAAUUGCCUAGUCAAUUAGUCAGGUAGUCAAUCUGUCGGGUAGCUGGCCAGCCAGCCAGCCAGCCAGCCAGCCAGCCAGUAAGUAAGUCGAGCAAACACAAUAAAUGAAUAGAUGAGCGAAUGAAUCUUGUUGGUUAAGCUGGUAAAGCAAACAGGCCAAGAAAUAGCAACAAUUUGUUAAACACCUCAGUAUGAGAGGAACGUUGGUAGAGUGCGCGUGUGACAUACCAAUAAAAGCGGUAUCAGUAUAAGGAAAAACAAUAAACGUUUAUUUCAUUUGAUAGACAAGGAGCACUUUCGGAAAUACACACAAGUUGAAGAAAAGAAAGUUUGUGCAAAACUUUUUUUGCCGUUUGCCAUUUGCCGUUGUGACUGUGGACUGCAUUCCUACAUACCAUUAACGUUGUUUAAAAGCGGCAGCAUUUCCAAUUUCUCUUAAUAUCUUUCAUUUUUUUUUUUUUUUUUUUUUUGCUUUGAUUAUGGAUAAUUUCGAUGUGGACAACGAUCGAGAUCAAAUAAAACGUCUGUGUUUUGAGGGUGCCUGGGCUUGGUUUUUGGAAAUUUGCUUUUGGUGUUGCGUGAUUGCUUUCGUUAUGUAUUUGCUAAGACGUGUAUUUGAAGGACCGUUUUAUAGGCGUACGAACCGCAUAGAUGGCAAAGUGGUUAUUGUUACCGGUUGCAAUACGGGUAUAGGUAAGGAGACCGCGUUAGAGUUAGCAAGACGUGGCGCCCGCUUAUACAUGGCUUGCCGGGAUGCCGCCCGUUGUGAGGCCGCGCGCCUGGAAAUUAUUGAACGCACUCAGAAUCCGAACGUGUUUAAUCGUACGUUGGAUUUGGCCAGCCUAUCAUCGGUACGGCAGUUUGCUGAACGCUUUUUAGCCGAAGAAGAUCGCCUCGAUAUUCUUAUUAAUAACGCUGGAGUUAUGGCCACGCCACGUAAACUAACUGUUGAUGGUUUUGAGCAACAACUGGGCAUUAAUCAUUUAGGUCACUUUCUAUUAACUAAUUUGCUGUUGGAUCGUUUAAAAAAAUCUGCUCCCAGUCGAAUUGUGGUGGUUAGCUCGGCUGCUUAUAUGUUUGGUCGUAUAAACAAAAACGAUUUGAAUAGUGAAAAGAAAUAUUGGCCGUUUUUCGGAGCCUAUGCCCAAUCAAAAUUAGCCAAUAUACUAUUCACUCGAAAAUUGGCCGAACUACUAAAGGAUACUAGUGUCACUGCAAAUUGCUUGCAUCCCGGCAUCGUGCGCACCGAACUGAUGCGUUACAACAACUGUUUGAGCUUUUUGAAAACAAUAUUUCAUUUAAUUACACGAUCGCCGAAAGCAGGAGCUCAAACAACUUUAUAUUUGGCUUUGGAUCCAAAAUUUGAUACCCUUUCAGGCGGUUAUUAUGAAUACAUGUUGCGUUUGCCCUUAUUACCGUGGGCUCGUAAUAAAGAAACGGCUAAUUGGUUAUGGGAAGAAAGUGAAAAGAUGGUCGGGCUGAAGCAUAAUGAUGAUGGGAGUAAACUGACAAACAUUACAACUGUACAAGUUAUUAAAGACGAACAAUAAAUUACUGUUCCAAAGUGAUUUAACAGAGUUGAGCAAAUGGACAAAGAGCUUAGAAUAGAUAACGAUAUUAUAUAAACAAAUAAAG
Messenger RNA from Glossina fuscipes, 3341 nucleotides. Its product is annotated as retinol dehydrogenase 12. The record is from RefSeq and is a predicted model, not a curated record. NCBI's taxonomy places the organism in Eukaryota, Metazoa, Arthropoda, Insecta, Diptera, Glossinidae. The transcript has a single exon. Bases 2186 to 3256 code for a protein of 356 amino acids.